UUCCCGGGUCAGGUAAAACCACAUAGCGCCACGUGUCAAAUCAUUUUGGUCGCGGGUCCCGCCCCCAACCCCACCACCCACCUGUUUAGAGAUGCCUUAACGCCGUCGCUCGCUGCCUCCCUCCCACCUUUGUCCUUCCUUUUAUUUGACUCUGCCCGCCAUUAAACCUUCCGCCUCAACCUUUUGCUUCCAACAAACAAAAAAACCAACAACCAACAAACAAACGAUAACUCCUUCCAGCUCACUUUCUUUCUCUCUCUUGUUUCUCUCUCUCUCUCUCUCUAUAAUUAUGUUAUGGUGAAUUGGCGACGGUUGUUUUGUUGAUAUCUGAGCCGGAGAGUGAGGGAGGGAAGGGGUUAUGGGGGCGUGCGUGUCGAAGCCGGAGGGGUGCGUCGGAGGGAGACUGAGCUCGUCGAAGCGGAAGAGGACCCGGAAGAGGAGGAGAGACGGGCGGGCUAAACAGUCUCCGGGUCGGGCCGGUCGAUUUUCGGAGGGAUCGCCGGACAAGUUUGAUCGGUCCGUCCCGCCUGAUCGCUCCACGUUCAACAACCCCACUUUCCAAGAAAGUAGUGAGGACGCAUGGUUUGAUCCGGUUGCAAUAUUUGAGUCCGAAGAAUGCGAUGAAGAUUUCCAUAGUGUUCAGGAUGAGGUGUUAUCUCUAAAUGGAUUUGAACGCGUGUCCGUAUCAAGCAAUUCGUCAGUAAGAGAUGCCAAUUGUGAACAGUAUAAUGUUAAUGACCUGCAUGCCUCCUCUACUGAUCAGAUACAUAAACCAGGGGAUUCUGCAAACAACCCUGUCAGUGUGGUUUCUCAAAAGAGCAAUAAUCAUAUCGUGAAUGCUAAUAAUGUUGAUGGACAUUCGACAACUGAAGCAAAUCAACCUGUGUUCCUCGAUGAAAUAUCCUCCUCUGUCGAUGAAUCUUCUCCCAAGGAGGAAGGAAUAUUGGACAAUUGUGGGAUUCUUCCAAGCACCUGUCUGCCUUUUCUUGCUUCAACUGUUCCCCCUGUUGAAAAGAGAAGGUCACUGAGUUCUAGCCCACCAAGUGCAAGGAAAAAAGCUGCCAUAAAACUUCCCUUUAAAUGGAAAGAAGGACAUCCCAAUGCAAGUUUAUUUUCCUCGAAGAUGCUUCUGCAAAGACCAAUAGCAGGUUCUCAAGUUCCUUUUUGCCCUAUAGAUAAGAAAAUGUUUGAUUCCUGGUCACAUAUUGAGCCAAAUUCUUUCAAAGUUCGGGGGCCGAAUUACUUUAGGGACAGAAAGAAGGAGCAUGCUCCCAGCUAUGCUGCAUAUUAUCCAUUUGGUCUUGAUGUAUUUUUAUCUCAGCGAAAAAUAGAUCAUAUAGCUCGCUUUGUGGAACUGCCUGUUGUUAAUUCUUCUGGAGAUCUUCCUGCUGUUCUUGUUGUAAAUGUACAGGUACCCUUGUAUCCUGCCGCAAUUUUUCAGGGUGAGACGGAUGGAGAAGGAAUGAAUUUUGUUUUGUACUUUAAGGUUAACGAUAUGUACGUUAAAGAACUUCCACCUAAUUUUCAAGAAAAUAUCAGAAGGGUAAUUGACGAUGAAGUAGAAAAGGUCAAAGGUUUUCCUGUGGACACAAUUGCAUCCUUUCGAGAACGGUUGAAAAUUUUGGGACGUGUUGCUAAUGUGGAAGAUCUUCACUUGAGUGCACCAGAGCGGAAACUUAUGCAGGCUUACAAUGAAAAGCCGGUUCUUUCUCGUCCUCAACAUGAAUUUUACAUGGGAGAAAACUACCUCGAGAUUGAUUUGGAUAUGCACAGAUUUAGUUAUAUCUCUAGGAAAGGGUUUGAAGCGUUCCUAGAUAGACUGAAGCACUGCAUUUUGGAUGUCGGGCUCACGAUUCAGGGAAACAAACCCGAAGAGUUGCCGGAGCAGAUCUUAUGUUGUAUACGAUUAAACGGAAUUGACUACAUGAACUACCACCGACUAGGGUUGAUCCAAGAUCCCCUUUGACACCCUGUAAAUGAUGGGACAAUGUAAAUCUCGUAUUUAACCAUUAAUACACUUCAAAUCAAGAAGAAAUUGUGUCA
Messenger RNA from Pyrus x bretschneideri (Chinese white pear), 2043 nucleotides. RefSeq lists its product as uncharacterized. Bases 359 to 1966 code for a protein of 535 amino acids. NCBI's taxonomy places the organism in Eukaryota, Viridiplantae, Streptophyta, Magnoliopsida, Rosales, Rosaceae. The transcript has 9 exons. The record is from RefSeq and is a predicted model, not a curated record.